Messenger RNA from Populus trichocarpa (black cottonwood), 4046 nucleotides. RefSeq lists its product as uncharacterized. NCBI's taxonomy places the organism in Eukaryota, Viridiplantae, Streptophyta, Magnoliopsida, Malpighiales, Salicaceae. The coding region runs from base 885 to 3644 and encodes 919 amino acids. Gene Ontology annotation, molecular function: protein binding. The record is from RefSeq and is a predicted model, not a curated record. The transcript is spliced from 15 exons.
AAGGAAAACAAACAGACAUGCCACCUCACGAUCCUACAUAUAACAAGGAAGAAUUGAAAGCUUGCUUUGCAGUGAUUAAGAAGAUAAUGGAAAUGGAUGAGGCCAAGUCUUUCAAUUCCCCUGUGGAUCCUGCUUCUCUGGGAUUACAUGAAACUGCUUGUGACCCCAAGUUCAUGUGGAAGUACGAGUGCUGGAUGUGGUAGCACUGCAGUGAGGGUACAGGUUACGUGUCCAGAACAUCUAUGGGUCAAGCGUGGGACCUUCAGGCACUAACUGAGAAAUAAAAGGAAUGGUCUCAUUUCUAACAUGUGUCCAGUUACCACUUUGCAUUAAUCCUUCUCUUAGUUGCAUGGAUAAUCACUGAAGUAAUUUGUGAUGUUAUAUAUGCAGCUGUCUGUUUCAUUUUGACCUUGAACUUGGAAGGGCGAGGAAUAAUGGUUGGCGUGAUGUUCUAAUGGUGUUAUUGUUUGCUAAAUGAAACAAUGCUGCCUAGGCUAGAGGAAAUUAUCGCUAUUGAACCAUGACCACAAGAAAAAAAAUAUGCUUUUGCAGUAUCUUUUGCACUAACCGCUCAUCUUUGACAACUUUGGGUCAAAAAACUCUAGUUUGCUACUUUUGAGCACAGAGAAUUUGUUAGUGGUUUCCUUUAUGUCUAGUCUAUUAUCUCCGUUCUUCAACUUUCUAUAAAAAUCCCAUGGAGUGCGAAAGGUAUUUCACCUUAAUCAUGAUUUUGUUGUUGCAAAAUGGAUGUAUGGUGAUUCAUAAAAAUGACCUGUUACUUUUUAGGUAGUGUUCAUGCUCAUGCUGUCAUGCACUACACUGGAUAUUUUAUGUAAAAAUAACACUAUGCUGGAUAUUUUCUCAUACUCAAAUGCCUAUAUACCAUGCAGACUUCUCUCUCUCUAAUAUUGGGGUUGGGGUUGUCUGAUUGUGAUCAGGAUUACUUUGCUGUCGUAGAUACACCAAUGGAUUUUGGAACCAUAUGUAAGAAUCUUCAAAAUGGUGUCAAGUACCUAAAUGGUGAGGAUGUAUACAAGGAUGUACAAUAUAUCUGGGAGAAUUGUCUCAAGUAUAACAAGAAGGGUGACUAUAUCGUGUACCUUAUGAAAAGAGUGAAGAAGAAGUUUAUGAAAUACUGGACGGCAGCUGGCUUGAAAAGUGAAAUACUGACCAAAACUAGUGGACAUUCUCACUUUGUGCUUUCAAAUGACCAUGCUAUAAGGCUUAGCCAAUGCGAUGCUAUGUCUGUGGUCAACCAUGUGGUAUGCGAUCUCAAGCAGAUGCAACAGAAUGAUUUUGGUAUCAUUCACACUCAGUCUCAGGUGCCCCUGCCAAGCUAUAGCCAGCCUUAUCAGUCACAUCAGCCUCAAUCUCAGGUGCCCUUAUCAGGCUACAGCCUGCCUUGUCAGUUACAUCAGCCUCAAUAUCAGGUGCCCUUACCAUGCUAUAGCCAGCAUUAUCAGUCACAUCAACCUCAAUCUCAGGUGCCCCUACCAGGCUAUAGCCAGCCUUAUCAGUUGCAUCAGCCUCCAGGAAAUCCUCACCUUUUGCCUUCUAAUGAUCAUUCUAAGAGGCAUAGCAAGGGUGACACUAUUUCUAUGGUGAGCCACGCAGUCAGCAGCCAGACAAGACCAGAUAGUUUUGGCACCGUCCAAGCACUUUCUCAGGUGCCCCAAUAUCACCAGCCUUGUCAGCCACAUCAGCCUCAGCUGAGCAAUACCCAGCCACAGCUUUUCCAGUCACAAGCAGUUGCAGAAAGUAAUUGUGCAGGGAACCAUAUUGUUGGCAAUCAUAUGCAGCAGGAUAAUUUUGGCACCAGCCAGUCCCGAUCUCAGAUGCCCCUCCCAGGCUUUAGGCAGCCUUGUCCAUCGCAUCAGCCUCAGCCAAGCACCGACUUACCACCGCAACUUUCCCAUUCACAGGCUGGUGCAGACAGUAAUAAUUCAGGACAUUCAAAAUUAGCUGCUCUAAUGGGUCGCUCCACGAGGCAGAAAAAAUAUGCAACCAGGCAUUCGAUGGUCUCCAUGAUGAGUGGCCCUACCCAUUCCAAGCAGCAACAACCCCAACCAAGUUCAUGUCAUUUAUGGCAAUCCCAGCAAAGCACCUCCCAGGAACAUGUUGGUGUAGAUAUUGAUGGUGCAGGACAUCCGCCACUGCCUACAGUGGAUUGUCCCAUGGAGCAAAAUGGAUAUGUGCCUGUGUGUCUAGUGGAUCCUGUGGAUUGUGCAAUGGAGCACAAUGGAGAUGUGCCUGGGUGUCCAGUGGGCCCUGUGGUUGUCAAUCAAAGUGAAUUGCAUGCCCAACAGCCCCCAUUAAGCUGUAACCAACCAAAUGUACCACAUCAGCCUGAGUCAAGCAUUGGGCAGCCCCAGCCAUCUCAGCCGCUGACUAGUUUAGAUAUUUCUAGUCCUGGACUAGCAAACACUAGCGGGAGGGGGAGGAGAAAUACACAGAGGAGCUCUGAGGACCCGUGCACCAGAACACCAUUGGUUUCAGGCUGUCACUCGCCUCAGCAGCCCUCAGGGAGUCACAGCCAUCCAGACAGCCCAGAGCAGCCAACACAAAAGACAAAGAAGAGGACUCGAGUUAGAGGCCCUACUCUGUGCCGUGACAUGUGGGACAUGUGUGAUGGUGAACAGAUAGCUGUUCCCAUCAACACAUUGGGGCAGCCUGUUGGUCCUGAAGCAUCUAAGCUAAGUACUUUCCUGGGAACUGUUGCACGGAAUGGUGAGAUGGCACCCCUUACUUUUGUGGAUUGGUUUGCAAUGCCAGAUGAAAAGAAGGAGAACAUGUGGCAGUUUGUCCAGACGAAAUUUGACAUUGAGCCCGUGUGCAAAACUUGGGUACUGAGAUCCCUCGCAUCAAAAUGGAGGAAUUGGAAAGCAAAAUUGAAGUCUGAACAUUAUUAUCCUCAUAAAACUGAUGAGGAGCGCCUGAAUGAUCGUGAUAGAAGAGUCCUUCCAGAGCAAUGGGCAAUCCUCAUUUCCUAUUGGAACUCUGAAGAGGCACAAUUGCGUAGUGCAAAAAAUAAGGCCAACCGCUCAAACCAGAAGAGUACCCACACUGCAGGCUCAAAGAGUUUUGCAAGGAUACGUGAGGAAGAGAGGACAAAGAAGUCUGGUGGAAAGGAGCCAACCAGGGCAGAGCUAUACAUAAAGACCCGUACUCGUAAGGAUGGACAGCCUAUGAAUAAUGUAGCAGCAGAAAUAAUUUCUAAACUCCGUGAACAAGAAACUCAGAAACAACAGACUUCAAAUGACAGUAAUGACUGGGAUGAUGCUUUCUUCCAAGUUAUGGGAGAAGAAAAAAAUGGCCAUGUGCGCACAUAUGGGUUGGGUCCUAACCCUUCUGAUCUUUGGGGCCAAAAACUUGGCCAUAUUGAGCUCAUCAGGAUGGCAUCUGAGGCCAAAAAAUCAGCUAAUGAAGAGGUAAGCAAGAUGUUGGGUAAAAUGGAGGCCAUGGAGAAGAAGUAUGCAAGUAUGGAAACACAGAUAGCUAGGAUGGCUUCAAGCAUGCAGAAUUUCUUUGAGAAGAUGGGUGCCGGUGAACCAUCUAAAGGCUUGGGUUCAAAACAGGCACAAGAACACUCCUCGUCAUCAAGUCAUGAAGUUCCAUCAAAUGAGAUUGAUCGCGGAGAGAUGUGAUGCUCAAUGGCCUUCACCAGCUUCUGGAACCAUAAACAAGUUACUAGUCAUGUAUAUUGUCUGUGGCUGAAAUGGCUAGCUAGACAUGCAUUUUGUAAUUUAUGAAGGAGCAUUAAACAUAUUUUGAUGGCAUAUGAGAUUGUAGGAGAGUGAUGAGCUAAUUCCAGUGAACUCUUGCUGUGUCUUGAAAUAAAGAUGCAUGGAUGAUCAAUGAUGGUGUGUUGCUGGCACAACUGAUCAUGCAAGGUGGUGGUAGGUUUUCUUUGUUGCUUCUUUCUGGGCAUGCCCUAUUUCAUAUUUCCUCCAUGAUAUAUUUCAAUUUUAAUCAAUUGAAAAGCUUGAACUCACUCUUUAGCUAAUAUUCUGUAUUUCAUGUUUUUCAAUAGAAUAUGAAAUUGGUAA